This is a messenger RNA of Larimichthys crocea (large yellow croaker), 7599 nucleotides long. It is a transcript of the gene chst11, whose product is annotated as carbohydrate (chondroitin 4) sulfotransferase 11. Gene Ontology annotation, molecular function: sulfotransferase activity. Gene Ontology annotation, biological process: proteoglycan biosynthetic process; carbohydrate biosynthetic process. Gene Ontology annotation, cellular component: membrane. The transcript has 4 exons. NCBI's taxonomy places the organism in Eukaryota, Metazoa, Chordata, Actinopteri, Sciaenidae. The record is from RefSeq and is a predicted model, not a curated record. The coding region runs from base 156 to 1214 and encodes 352 amino acids.
GGUACGCUCCAUGUUGGAGCGCAUUGACCGGCAGACAAUCCUCAUCAGUACCAAGCCAGAGCCCCCGGAGCUUCCGACAGACCGGCCUUUCGUUUCUCCCACAACAACACAAAGCGAGCAGCAGCGAGCCUCCUCCAGCCUCUCUCCGUCCCGAAAUGAAACAGACUCUGAGCGAACUGAUGAGGAUGAACAGGAUAUGCCGGAUGGUUUUUGCCACCUGUUUGGGAUCCUUUAUUCUGGUCAUCUUUUAUUUCCAAAGUAUGUUCCAACCAGUCAUGCGGAGGAAUCCCUUCGUGGUGGACGGCUGCUGUAGGAAAGGGUCCCGCAACGCCCUGCAGGAGCUCUAUAACCCCACACAGUCGGAGUUGUCCGGGGCAGCCGUCCUCCACCAGGCCAGGAGGGAUCAGGUAGUAGAUUCCUGUCGGGUCUACAGUGCAUCCAGCCAUAAGCGCAAAGUCCUGACACCCGGAGACCUCAAACACCUUGUUGUGGAUGAGGAUCAUGAGCUUAUCUACUGCUAUGUCCCCAAGGUGGCCUGUACCAACUGGAAACGUGUCAUGAUGGUGCUCACAGGACGGGGCAAAUACAGUGACCCAAUGGAAAUACCUUCCAAUGAAGCCCACAUUCCCUCCAAUUUGAAGACGUUGAACCAGUACAGUAUUGCUGAGAUCAACCACCGCCUCAAGAACUACCUCAAGUUCCUCUUUGUUCGUGAGCCUUUUGAGAGGCUGGUCUCCGCAUACCGCAACAAGUUCACCCUAAAGUACAACUCAUCCUUUCACAAGCGGUUUGGCACCCGUAUCAUCCGGCGCUACCGCAAGAAUGCCACCCAGGACGCCCUGCUCAACGGGGCUGAUGUCAAAUUCAAAGAAUUUGCUGAGUACCUGGUGGAUCCGGCCACGCAACGUGAUGGCCCACUCAACGAGCACUGGCAGACCGUCUACCAGCUUUGUCAUCCAUGUCACAUCCACUAUGACCUGGUGGGCAAGUACGAGACACUGGAAGAUGACGCAAAUUACGUGUUGAGGCUGGUGGGUGUUGGCGACUCCUUGCGCUUCCCGAGCUACGCCAAGUCCACUCGUACCACAGAUGCCAUGACAGCCCAGUUCUUCAGCAAUAUCAGCACUCAGCAGCAGAUCCAACUCUACCAACUUUACAAGUUGGACUUCCUCAUGUUCAACUACUCCACACCCAGCUACCUCCGGCUGGACUAAUGGAGGACAGAGCUGGAACUCUGAGAAUGGCUUCCUUCAUUAGAGAGAGGCAACAAAAUGAGUGAAGGGUGGAAUUUUUUGGAAGCAAACUUGAUUUUAAAAAAAACUGUCAUACGCAGGUGUGGGGUCUGAAUUAGACAGAAACAGGUGCUGAAAGAAAGAAAGGUAAUGCGUGCUUCGCUGGGCAUAAGGUGAAUGAUGUCCAGUCAUCUCUGUGUGAUACAGGGAAAGCUGAUUGGAUGAGAACGUGGGCUAAAUGAACCAAACGCAUGCAAAGACUAAAAUGUGUGGGUGAAGCAGGUCUUCAAGGUGUUUUAAAAGGGGAACUUAUCCUCAGAGGACGGACUUGAAGAGGGAUUCUGAUGAUGUUCCCUAUGUGUUUAAACAAACUGCUGACAAAUUAGGCUGCUUCAGAUUCUACAAAGCAAACAGCGGCCUCGCACGCGCCCUGACCCCAAUGCAUCGUGGGAGCUAAGCUUAUCUCCUCCUCCCCCUGAAUGGUAGAGAAACUCCGUCAAAUUGUAAAACACAAUUCAUCUCCUUUGCUGUGCUAUCACCGUAGUGUGUUAGCACCCAUCACCCUUGCCCUCAUCAGAUUUAUACAUUUCAGAGGGAAACUGGCUCAUCACCGACUUAAGGACGCCCUGUAAUAGAUGGCUACUGGCUACUGACUUCACUCCCAAGACCUCUACAACUGUAACUGUGGCAACACGGCCCUCAGCCAACAGUUGUAACUAAACAAGUUGUCACUGGUCUCUAUUAUUAUGAUGUUGGCAGAAGGGACCUUGUGUGUUACAACCUGAGAACCCUGUGAAAACAGAAAGUCUUGUUGCAAGCAGUAAAGUGUGGUAGAGCUUAAUAAAUCAUUGCUUGAAACACCAAGCAUCAACACGCUACAGGAUGUGGUUAGAAAGGCACACGAUGCUCCCACCUGAGUGGGUGCAGCAGCUGUGAGUGACAAGUUUAACCUGAAAGGAGAGAGACAGCCUGUGUGGUUGUGAAAGCACUGGAUCUCAUAACCCCGCUCUGCCGUGCCCCAUCAUGCCCGAACAGGGGCUCAGAGGACAUAACCAGGGCAUAGAGCCCCUACUUCACGACCAAACGUGUUUCAGUAAAUUAAGAUUAUCCUUCUUGCUUAUUUUUGUUUUUACUGUCUUAUGAAGCAUUGCUGCGAGCAGCAAUAACAAAAGAUUAUUUAAUUUGCUUUGUUGAUUAAAGAGAGAAAGAUGUUUUGGGUUUUUUUUUUCUUCCUGGGCUGAUGUACAUUUUAGGAAAUUUCAAAAGUUGAACUAUUGUUAAGAGUUUUGUUUUGUCAUGUUGAUUUAUCCUUCACAACCUGCAUCCGAUACAUUAUUAAUGCAUCACAGCAUUUUAAUUUAUAAAUGGUGUACGGUACAUUUCAGCCCAUGGCUUUGUCCUUCUGUGUCUGAGAUCAUCAGAUAUUUAUGGGUUCUUUUUCCAUUUCCUGUUAAACAUUUGGUGCCAAAAUAGCUGUGAGAGACUCGGAGAUCUACGCCUGGUGUUUGGUACACAUCAUUUUUCAAUGUUUUUUUUAUUUUUUUAAUGCAUUUCUUCGUUGCACUUGAUUCUCAUGCAUUUGAGCUACUUCAAUAAUGACCAUUUGUUUUUUUAAACCCCGACCUUUUGGAAGUUUAAUAAUAAACUACUUGGAACACCACCGCAAAGUAAUUUUGGAAAACAUACAGCUUUGCAAUGCAAGAGUAAUAGUCAGGUGUACUGUACCUUACUUGAUAGCUCAUACUGUAAUUCCAGGUCCACUUCAACAUAAGGUUGUGUCUAGUGACCCCAUGUUAGCAUAACUGAUAGGUGUGCCAAAAGUUUUUAAAUUAUAGUUAUAAAUACAUAUUUCCUCCAGGACAAAUUCUGGUGGAUGUUUUAGCUGUAAACCUCUUCUUGUAGUUUUAUUAAUAUUAUUAUUACUGUACAUGUGUGCACAUGCCUGUGUGUAUGGGUUGUAAUGAGAGAACAGCGUCAUUCUUUUUUCAUCCCCAUGUAGACAUUUUGCUCUAAUAAAGGAGAAAAGCUACUGGCCUGGCCUGAAGCCUGGCUGUCCUCCUGCAGAAACAAUGGCUGUAUUCUCAGCACAGUCUCCUGCUGGGACAGGCACACAAAUAUACACACACACACACGGCUUGCACAUUAGCACUCCUGCUGACGUUGAUGCCACGCAUCAUCUUACUCAGCAGCUGAAAGCACCUCUCCACUUUAACACACUGACUGGGCCUCAGCUUAAACUGCUCAUUUAACCUCCAGAAUGGAAGACGGACAUUACACAAAGGACCCCUUAGCCUGCAAACAAGCCAUUUACAGACGCCUCUCUUCUCCAGGCUCUAUUUUCUCCUCUCCCACCUCACUCCAAAAGUGGCCUCCUGCAUAGAAAAAAAAACAAAAACAGAAGCAAGUCAGUGGCAAUGAUCCCUGCCGUCCCUGCAGGAAAAGGGCAGCCAGCUUAAGCAAACAGAGCUGGUAAAAAAAUCCCUGAGCAGUGAGAGGCCCCAGCCUUGGACAAAAACAAGCAACCACAUUUUGAGUACUUUUGUCCCUAUUCUUAACUCCCCAGUCUACAUAAAUCCAGGACUGUUCACUGCCCAGUGUUUACUCCUACUCCUGUAUGAGAGUUUAUAAUUUAAGUCAAGCCAACAGGUAUAUUUAUGUUGUUUUCGGACGAUGUCUAUUGUUAGACUGAAUUACAUAUUUGCUGUUUUUCUGAGGAGAAGUGGGUGAUGUGAUUUGUGCUUAUAUCUUUAUUUUGUUAUUUAUGCACAUUUGUAUAUAUAUAUAACGCGUAGUGCAAAUAUCAUUACCAAUCAAAGAGAGUAAGUUCAACAAUUUGGGAAAUAGACACCUGGUAAGUUUGGUGAGAAGUUUAAUACUGCUGUCAUAAAAAUAUGGCGCUGCAGCCUAAAGCUGGUUGGCUUAGCUUAAUUAUGAAGACUGGAAACACAGAAAGCAAGCACGGGAAGCAAGUUGUACUUAGGCACAGCAAACUUGAUAUCAUCAGCAUGCUAACAAGCUCACGAAGCAUUAAAUCGCUGAUGUGGAGCGGGAUAAAUGUUCACCAUCCUGAAUAAGUGUGUUAGCAUGCUGAUCUUUGUUAAUAUAAUUCAUCCUGUGGGGAGCAACUAUAGCAACAUUUUAUGACAUUCAGUCGAUAUUUGUUGAGUUACUUCGGUCUAGAACAAGGUGGUGGGUUAAUUGACACUGUCACCUAAAAAAAGAUCUGUCCCCCAGCACAUCUUGAGUUCACUAAUUGACAUGUUAUACUCUCCACAAUCUUUAUAUUGAGCAGACAUAUGAUAUUACUCUUCUCAUCCAAACAAAUCAAGUCAAAAUCAAAUAGAUGUAUUUUGGUUCCUUUUUGGCACCAAUUAUGAAAAUAUAUUUUACCAAAACUAUUAUAACAUCAUCAGCACAGAGGGACAAAGCCCGGAUCAGUCUCUCUCAUUCUCUGCCUGUUUCAUCUCUCACAUAUCUACAGUCCCAGUGCGGGAUGUUUUUGUACAAUGUAGACAUGAUGUCAUUCAUACUGCUGUUGAUUUUGAACUGUCAUGUUUGGAUCGAUUCAUUACUCUCGGCUGCCUCACACACAUAUAUGUGCGCGCACCCACACACACGCAUACACGCACACACACACACUGUUUGUGCGGUACUUUUGUUUCUCUGUGCCUUUCAUUCACAGCAACACAGAGCUACUGCAAGAUUCUGCUUUCUCUCUGUGGUCACCUGGGCCUUCAUCUAAACUGACACACACACACACACACACACACACUCGUACACCUACAGUACAGGUAAGCAUGUCCAACAGGGGACCUGAAAAAUGUCCUCUUUUGGCAUCCAGUCCCCUGUUGAAUGUGUAAGAAUGCCAAAGUCCACAUUUAGAUAGGUACGCAAGUGUACACACACAGACACAUAGGCUACACACACACAUACUGAGUUACUAUUUGUUCCUUUUCUGAGUGUUCAACAAAAAAUCCCCAUGCUCGGCUGUUAUAAGUUAUCAGUAUAAUUAUGAAAUGAUUGGGACCUCGGGUGAAAAGAUUGUGUGAGGAAACAAACAUCAGUGUACACUCUGCAACAGCAGCAAAAACACAAAAUGGAACACAUGCAGUAACACCAUUGUGGAUGUGUUAUUUUACCUGGAGAGAACUCCAUUCACACAUUCAUCCCCCUACAUACUGACUGCGAUAUCACACAGUGAAGAACCUGCUGAGGCCCAUGUGACUGCACUGGCAUACAACAGAGAGCUUUCAGUUCAUAUUCACGAGUAUAUGUGGACACAUCUGAAUUGUUUUUUUUCUUUUUGUCUUUGUUCUUUGUUCUCAAACAUGGAAAAAAAACAGACUGUAGAUUCUUGAUUUGAUUCUCGUGUAAUCAGCUUUUGAGAUUCUUGACCUGCAGCCCAUUGAUCGUCUUUGCACUUGCUCUGUAAACAACAAUUCACGUUCUCACAGAAGUCGUGUAAAGAAGCCUGCCUAAAUGAUUUCCUUUAUUAAAACGUAGGCCUUUGGCAGUCACAUGUAACAGUUAUGAUAACACUGUACGUCCCCAAAGCAACUGCUGAGAUCACUGCCAUGCCACCAAUAAACCAUUGUCAUUGUACAAAGAAGCUAUGGUGAAACUAUGGUGAGCACUGUAGUUGAACUAAAAAGUUGGUCUGUAAUAGUUUAAAACUUAAAGCUUUGUAGACAAAGAGAGUAAAGAAUUUUUACUGGUAUUUUUGUCAUCUAUGUGUAAAGUUAACAAGCUGAAUUGAUGGUUUGAUGGCUGCUCAAAGUGUAGCCAAUGGGCUAAAGUUUCAAAUAGUAUAUGUACAGACUGUACAGCACCUUUUCGGUCUGUAUACACUGAUGGCAGAGGCUGCCAUGCAAGGUAACAACUGGUCAUCAGAAAACCACUAAUCACAUUCACACAGCCUAGUCGACCUGUACAGCUGUGUCACUGUCAUGUAUACCUGUCACCAUUUUUUCAGUCAUUAUUCUCCAUCUGAUCAGUGGACAGUCUGCUCCACCUCCUGAGCUACAGCUGUCCUGUCAUAAGGUUUGAUUUGGCCCGCCAGAUGUUGCCAGCACGAAAUAAUAAUAAUAAUAAUAAUUAAAAUUAACAAAUUAAUUUCAGAUCCUAAUCCUAAUUAAAUUGCUGUUUAUGCUGUUUAUUUUUUGUGAGGUAAAAUCCUCUUUAAAUAUGUACAAUCUCUAAUUAUUAACAUUGGACUGACAGACACAUUAGGAUGUUGCUUUUGGCUUGUGGCCCGUCACAAAGUGUCAGUGUUGGCCUCCUCAUCUAGUUAAACUGUCAGUUUGUUUUGGGUGUUCGUUUCCCCCAUCAGAUUUUGUUAUAGCCAUGUCGGCAUGUCAGCAGGUCUUAGCAAUUACUUUUAUGAGUAGAGUGUCAUCAUAACGGAAAAAUCAAAAGUCCUUUGAUUAUGUGUUCCAAGUUGUAAUAUGGUGAAACAGUCUUUGACGUGAUCUCCUGCCCUUUUCAAAAGAGUUUUUUGUUGUUUACAGAACAAAUGUGAUGAACGUGCUCAGUGGAAGACAUUUUCUUUUUUGUUAAAUGUGUGUAGGCGGAGGUGGGCGGAAGGCUUAUCACAUUCUAACAGCAUUUGUCCAAAUGUGUCCACAUUAGCGUGACUGUUGGCUCAGUGGGCCUGUCAGGAUUCAUGUGUCUCUGUGUUGCCCUUACAUCUUGCAUGUCCUCCUUCAGUGAGCAGAGGUCACACACCUUCUGGUCUCCUGAGUGUUUUCCAGCAGCUUCAUUUUCUGCCAGAUGGUGUGGAUGCUGUGCUGCAACCUGUGCAGUAAUGUGUGACCCUUUGAGGAAUGAGUCCAAAAUCAACCGUGUCUGUUACUGAAUUUAUACCAUGUUAUAUGUACAUGUGUAUCGGACUGCCUCAUGCGCUGUGACUGAGUGUGUGUGUCUUUGUGUGUGUGUGUGUGAGUGUGUGCGUGUGUUCUGUACCCACUCUGCCUUAUUAGAGGGAACGUCUCAGAGGAAGGCGAGACUCUCAUCCAAAUAGGCGCCACUUAUUUAUUUAUUUAUUCUCAGACAACUACCCAUACUUCUUCCUCGCUAUUACCAUGGCAACACGUCUAAACUCUCUGUAUCUUUCUUUUCCUCUCGGGACAGCCUCUCGUUGUUUUGCUUUCAGGCAUACUCAAAUGUGAGUGUGGGAGAGCGGUGUCGAUCCUCCAGCAGCACAACCUGCGGUUCAUCUGUCUGAUGUUUUCACAAUAAAAUGACACUGAAACUCUCAGCACCUCCCACUGCUUAUGCUUAUGUCCACGCAGCACUUGAACACACCAUACAGAACAAAAAUAAAUAAAGCCAUGAGUUUAUCUCAAUUUUCAUAAUUGCCUAUAUAUUU